AAACAUUCCUUCGAAUCUUCACGGCGCACGCGUCCCGCGUUUUUCUAGGUUGACGAUGAGUUCAACCUCUUCCCCUGCCGGACCACGUCGCUCUCAACGCGACAAGAAACCGGCUAAACCAAUCACAACCGUUACCGAACCUUCUACCACAAGUCGCAAAAGGAAACAUGCGGAUACGGACAAUGAGGAGCUUGUUGGAGCUAGCGAUCAUCCUCCAGGGCAGGAUGAUGAUAGUGAUGCGAACGAAGUCAACAUGGAAGGCUCUGACAGUAGUAUGGAUGAAGAUGAGCGACCGCGAAAGUCAUUAAAGAGAAAGAAAGGCGCGCUAGCCAAAAGACCGCGAACAGCAGCUUCUUCGACGCGUAAGCCCAAGGCCCCACGCGUACCAAAAGAUUCCGCCGCCACAAACUCCAGGAAACGCGCCAACGUAGCCCCUAAUGCCCCCUUUGAUCCAGCCUCCAUAACAAAAGUUACCAACAUUUCUUCCGAUAAUCCUUUGUUCAACGCCAUCUUGAAUCCAAAUGCCGCUCUUCAAGGAACUGUGGAAGACUAUCUCGAGUCUCUUCAUCAAGACGAGAAUCAAGCUCUAGCUGAACUAGUCAACAUGAUCCUACGAUGUUGCGCAUGCAACGACACUAUUGACGGUGACACUGCGGUAGAUUACGAUGGGGUGGUUGACCGUCUGGAUGAUAUGGCGGAAGAGUUGAAGAAGAUUACUUCCCCCGCUGGAACAUAUCCGUUAAUAUCUAAAGCUUCACCGUUUCACGUCGCAAAACCCAAAUAUUCUUUCAGAGCAAGCCUCUCAGAAUUUAUUUCGCGUUUGAUGAAUUCUUCUGCCCUGUUUGGCUCCAUUUACAACAACCAGCUCAUCGAGACGCUUCAGGUCUGGCUGGUGCCCAUGUCGUCAUCUCAAAUACGUUCGAUACGACACACUUCGACAGUCAUUGCUUUGGAGGUUGAAGCCGCGCUCUGUCAAGUCGCGAAAGAAGUCGAGAAGGAGGUUGAACUCACAGGAAGAAUGAAAGAAGGUGAAAAGAAACGGGCUCGUAACAAAGGAAACACGACAAGUAGCGCUAAGGGGAAAGACAAGGAGCUUGACGCGAAAUUGCACGAAACUCAAGAGAGGCAGAAAAAGCUCGAGGAGUUCAUCAAGGAAUUUAUCAAUGGUGUUUUUAUCCACCGAUACCGCGACCUCGACCCUCUAAUCCGUACAGAAUGUAUCUCAUCACUCUCCACGUUUUUCGAAACUUUACCUUCUCACUUCUGUACCGGCUCCGAUUACCUACGUUAUGUUGGUUGGGUAUUGUCAGACCCUGCAGCAUCUGUUCGUCUGGCUGCAGUAAAAGCUCUGCAGGUAGUUUAUGAAGGUGCCGGAGCCGGAAGUGGGUCCAAAAAAAAGAAGGGUGGCGGUGAAGCGGUGGUAAUUCCUGCCCUACGGCACUUCACAACACGUUUCCUUCCAAGACUGUUGGAAAUCGCCCGCUUUGAUGUUGAUAUAGGAGUCAGGGUAGCGGUCAUGAACGUUUUAGGAUCUGUGGACGAACUCGGUAGGUGUUCUUUGAGACGUUCACAAGUCUACCUGCUCAAGCUGCCUUUAGCCUUACUUCCUGAAGAUGAUCGCAACCGGCUGGGGACUUUGGUGUUUUCAGACGAAAAUCGUGUAAGGAAAGGCGUCGGUCGAUUUGUCAGUGGUGUAUGGGAGGAAUGGGUGGAAGAAAAAUUGGGGGAGGUCGAGGCGCAACCCUCGAGACCACACGCCUCUAAUGGACGGGGACGAGGUAGAGGUAGAGGUGGAGCUGUCGGUAACAAAGGUCGAAACGCGAGCACGAGCGACGUUGAUCGAGAUAAAAUCGGGAUAAAGGGUUUAGCCCGUUUGCUCGUUCGGUGGGGACGUGCGCUCGAUCACGAACAUCGAAAGAAGUCAGCUUCCCAGGAAGAGCAGGAGGAGGAUGAGGAGGAUGGUAGUAGUGAGGAGCAAAACCCAGACGUGGGCGAUAUUGGCAUAGGUCUCGGUGCUAGCGACACGCGAGGAAUUGCUCCAGCUCUGGUGACACAUCCCGGGAAGACGAGCGAUGUCACCACACGUGGACGCUUAGGUUUGGCUGUUGAGGCACUCUGGGAUGACAUGGAUGUUGUGAGAGAUUGGGCAGGUAUUUUGGAUAUGCUUAUACUGGAUCAUAGUGCCUCAGGUCCCAACGAUGCAUCUGACAAAAUUCGAAGUACUCGCAAGGCAGGUAAGAUGUCGUCCAUGAAGAAAAGAGGUAAACAAAUGAACGGGAAUGCGGAACAACAAGACGGAAGCGGGGACGACGACGACGACGACGACGAUAGCACAUCAACCAGCACCAGAGUCGAUCAAUCGUGGAGACUUAGUGAAGCAGAGGAGGGCGCUUUGCUUGAAGUUUUGGUGGCCUCGUUGAGGCGGACGAGGAAGGACGAUGAUUCUGCUUGGGAACCCAUUACCCAAGCCCUCAUCAAAGCUCUUCCCCGUCUCUUCAUCAAGUAUCAGACCGAUGAAAUUCGCAUAGUCGAUGUUCUGACAUUGCCGACAUUGAUGAAUCUUGAAGUCUACCUUGAAAUGAGGGAGACAAACGCUUAUCUUUCUCUAUGGACCGACAUCUCAAAACAAUUCCUCACCCAUACCUCCUCCUACGUCAUCACUACCGCCGCACAGACUAUCAUAUCUCAUUUACUUGCCAACACUACAUUGUCCCAUGUCAACAGUGAGCAAAUCCUAGGCUUAGAAGACGAGCUUGCAAGUUCCCUCCGCGACGCCGUUGCAGGUCCUGUGCCACCUACUUCCUCGCCAACCGGAAACGGGGAAUCUUCCUCAUCUCGAAUCACCCGCGACAUAGAAAUUUGUCAUCUUACUGAAGAUGAGGUCUCGGCCUUAACUUCGGUGAUCUUCCGCUUAAGAACUCUGGCUGGGCAUCGGGAUAUGUCGUCUUGGAUGGAAGACAAUGAGGGUGGUAAACACAGUAGUGCUUGGGAUAUUUUAUGUGCAGUAUCUGAAAGAGCUAGACUCAGUGUGGGUGGUGAAGGCGAGAUGCUGGAACAAAGUCUUCAACUAUUGACUUUAUACAUCAUGUGGAAGAGCCGGCGCCUACUUUCCAUUGCCGGCGUUUCCACUUCUACGGAAGAUGUGCAAGAUCGGGAACAACUAAUCAACCAGCGAGAUUCUCAUGUGGAUAAGUUGAUUGAAUACGCGGUCGGUACCCAAGUGCAAGGUAAUGGCAUCGUUGAAGGUGUCAAACGAGUGGCGUUCAAAAACCUUCUCGACCUAUACGUACUGUUCUUAUCCGCGCCGCCAAACGAUGCAGAGAAUACCCUUCCUAGUUUGACAAUGACUAUGAAUGAUGAGGUACAGUGGAGAUGUGCAGGGUAUAUCCAGGCAGAGGUAGAGCGUUACGCAGACGCUGUGAAUCAUAGUCACAAUGAGGACAGUAACACUGAGGAUGAUCAGACCGAUGACAGCCAGAGUGAAGGAGAUGCGGAAGGGCAGUCAAAGAAGAACAAGAAAGCGACUAAGAAGACUGACUCUAGAGAAAACGAUAGCGAAGUCGAUUUCGCUUCACGCCCUCUCCUCGAGCAAGAGUAUGUAUUCAUCGACGUCAUCUCCACUUUUCUCCGUGCGAUGCGCACUGGUGUCAUUCAGGUCCGGCACGGAGCUGUUCUUCUCGCACAUUAUGGAAGACUUGGACCGGCCUUCGAUUCUUGCGCAAAAUUAGUAAUAGAAAUCUUGAAAGACGAGGGGCUAUUGGGGGAGCAUGGUCAGUUGAUUGUGCUUGUGGUUACGCAAGCUAUGAGGGAGGCCUUCAAUGUCCACAGACAUUCGAAAACUAACGAUGAUACCAAAUUUGCUGCCUUGGGCAAGCUGCUAUCGUCCUGCUUCAUUCUUCGAGGCGGCCAACUGACCAUCCUCCGUCGGCUCGAUGUGCAACUACUUGUGGAAAUCCACACCAGUCUUCUUAGUUGGAUUAUUAAACAAAUUGGAGCUCGCCCUAGCUCCAACAGCAAAGACCUAAAAUCUUUGCUAUCAUUUUUCCAAGGUCUUGUUCCUCUGGUUUCCGCAGUGCAAAACCGGGACGCAUUGAGAAUCAAGGCUCAUCUAGAUCAAGCUUGGGUGCAAGCCAAAGUAGAACCUGGGGCUACCAAGAUUUGGGAACCCUUACGAGCUUAUGAGAAGCGCCUGGGUACAGCUAUGGGGAAAGAUAAACCUUCAGUACGUAAAGCUCGCUCGGGGAAGAAGAAGAAGGAUGUGGGUCUAUCUACAGAUGGAGAGGAAACUGAAGUGGAAAAGCUGGUCGAUGAAGAACAUCCAUUAUCGGAUAAUGAGGUCCCCCUUGAACAACCACCUCGUCCUCGUCCUCGGCCCCGCCGUGCCACUAAAAAGCGGGCCCCUGAACCUGCCGGUUCUGAUUCAGACCCGGAACCCACAUCUACCCACCUACAUCCAAAGGCUGUGCACAAUCCCAGUGCUGCUGCAUCCGACUCUCCCAAUGUUGGGAGUCCUGUUACCAUUGGCAAAAGGCCUAGAGCGGAUACCGAUGAAGAAACCCAAGACAACGAAACUACUCCCCGACCUUCUCACAAACGCAGUAGGCGAGAAGGCCAGAUCGAGGAAUCAGAAUUACAGGAACGAGAUGAAGAAGUCGAAGAGCAAUCUCCAAUCCCAAAUGGGAAUGUCUUCGAUACCCUUGGUGUCGCCGACCUCCUUCCAGUUCAAUCCUCAUUAUCUGGAGAAACUGGACACGAUACUCUAGUACCAAAACGCAAAAAACGUAUACGUCACUGAGAAUGAUGCCCUAAUUCAACAAAUACCCCUCCUUCCUUGUCAUGGACCUGCUUGCUACAUUUACUUAUUCCGUAUUUCUUCCCUAUCCAAGUUCCUAAUUGCUUUCUCCUUGCUUUCAUUUGUAUGUGAAACGGAUACCGGCAUAUGCAUAAGUGUACUCCGAGGUUGAUGUACUACUAAAUUUCCUUAUAUGAUAAUAGAGU
Messenger RNA from Lentinula edodes (shiitake mushroom), 4998 nucleotides. RefSeq lists its product as uncharacterized. Gene Ontology annotation, biological process: sister chromatid cohesion. The transcript has 13 exons. NCBI's taxonomy places the organism in Eukaryota, Fungi, Basidiomycota, Agaricomycetes, Agaricales, Omphalotaceae. Gene Ontology annotation, cellular component: cohesin complex; chromatin; nucleus. The coding region runs from base 56 to 4795 and encodes 1579 amino acids. Gene Ontology annotation, molecular function: chromatin binding. The record is from RefSeq and is a predicted model, not a curated record.